Messenger RNA from Arabis nemorensis, 1743 nucleotides. Lineage: Eukaryota; Viridiplantae; Streptophyta; Magnoliopsida; Brassicales; Brassicaceae. The record is from the annotation of a GenBank genome assembly.
AUGCAUCGUGUUCAUGCAAUCCAAGCUUUUCUCGUCCUUGUUCUCUGUUCUUCCAUUGCUUCUGCUGCUAUCGUCGAACAUGUUUUCCACGUCGGAAACGUCUUGGUAAAACCGCUGUGCAAUGAGCAAAUGAUACCGGCGGUUAACGGAACUCUUCCCGGUCCAACGAUAAAAGUUAGAGAAGGAGACACUCUUGUGGUUCAUGUCAUCAACAAUUCAACUUACAAUAUAACCAUCCAUUGGCAUGGAGUGUUUCAGUUGAAGAGCUCAUGGAUGGACGGAGCGAAUAUGAUAACUCAAUGUCCGAUUCAACCAUCUAAUAACUUUACGUAUCGAUUCGAUAUCACCGGACAAGAAGGAACAUUGUUAUGGCAUGCACACGUCGUUAAUCUACGUGCCACUCUUCACGGUGCUCUAAUCAUCCGUCCGCGAUCCGGCCGUCCUUAUCCUUUCCCUAAACCGUACAAAGAAGUUCCCCUCAUUUUUCAACAAUGGUGGGACUUAGAUGUUGGACUCCUCAAUUUACGGCCAGCUCCCCUUUGUGAUGCAUACCUCAUCAAUGGCCUCGCCGGAGAUUCAUAUCCUUGCUCUAAGAACAGGAUGUUUAAGCUCAAGGUAGUACAAGGCAAAACAUACUUGCUAAGGAUUAUAAACGCGGCACUCAAUACUCACCUCUUCUUCAAAAUAGCCAAUCACAACAUGACAGUUGUUGCUCUAGAUGCUGUCUAUACAACACCUUACGUCACCGAUGUGAUGGUCUUAACACCGGGACAAAGCGUCGACGCACUUUUCACUGCCGACCAGCCCACCAGAUUGUACCACAUGUCCAUUAGCCCUUACACUAGUGCCCACGGGAUACCGGUCCCUGCUAACAACCCCAUCAAUGGCUUAAUCGUCUACGAGGGUGCCACAUCAUCAUCUCCAGCAUCGCCUUUGAUGCCUUGGAUGAAUGACGUAGCCACCGCUCAUAAAUUCUCCUCGAACAUCACUGGCCUAGUGGGUGGACCCCACUGGAAGCCAGUGCCUCGUCACGUCGACGAGAAGAUGUUUGUAACGAUGGGGCUUGGUUUAGACCCAUGUCCACCGAAAACCAAGUGUAUUGGACCAUACGGUCAUAGAUAUGCUGGCUCUCUCAACAAUCGGACUUUUAUGAUCCCGGAAAGACUUUCUAUGCAAGAAGCUUAUUUCUACAACAUUUCUGGAGUCUACACUGAUGAUUUUCCCGCCCAACCGCCGCGCAAAUUUGAUUACACAAAUUUCAAAGUCCAAACUGAUUCUGACUUCAAGAUGAUGUUUCCAGAGAGAAAGACUAGUGCCAAGACAAUUAAGUUCAAUUCAACAGUUGAGAUCGUUGUGCAAAACACAGGAAUAAUCAGCGCAGAGAGCCACCCUAUGCACCUUCACGGCUUCAAUUUCUAUGUUGUGGGUUAUGGAUUCGGUAACUAUGAUCCAAUCCGCGAUGCAAGCAAGCUAAAUCUAGUUAACCCGCAACUACGCAAUACAAUCGGCGUACCACCUGGUGGAUAUGUUGUCCUUCGAUUUAUCGCCAAUAAUCCUGGUGUAUGGAUGUUCCAUUGUCACAUGGAUGCACAUUUACCAUACGGAAUCAUGAUGGCUUUCAUAGUUCAAAAUGGACCAACUCCGGAUACGAGCUUGCCAUCUCCUCCGUCGAAUCUUCCACAAUGCACUCGGGAUCCAACCAUCUACGAAUCUCCCAAGGCUAACGUUGAUUUGUCUUACUAG